Messenger RNA from Mercenaria mercenaria, 2075 nucleotides. Its product is annotated as solute carrier family 49 member 4 homolog. Lineage: Eukaryota; Metazoa; Mollusca; Bivalvia; Venerida; Veneridae. Gene Ontology annotation, molecular function: transmembrane transporter activity. The transcript is spliced from 13 exons. Gene Ontology annotation, cellular component: intracellular membrane-bounded organelle; membrane. Gene Ontology annotation, biological process: transmembrane transport. The coding region runs from base 149 to 1612 and encodes 487 amino acids. The record is from RefSeq and is a predicted model, not a curated record.
AAAAUUACUGCUCUCCGAUACAGUAUACAAUACAAAUUGUUAUCACAGUCAAGUUAUGAAUAUUAAAAAUUAAUUGACUGAAUUAUGGGACGUAUCAUGAAAAUACGAUUAAGAGAUAUGGACUUAAACAAAAAAGGAGCUGGAAAACAUGAGUUCUGACGAGGACGUUGAGGAAAGAUUGCCGAUUGUGGUGGCUGAAACUGCGGUAUAUGGUAGAAGAUGGUACGUGCUAGUCGUGUUCUGCCUUGGCAGUGUUAGUCAAGCUUUUGUUUGGAAUACCUUUGGACCGAUAGCGGAGUCGGCGGAAAUUGUUUUUAACUGGAGUGAUAUUGACAUUGGAAUGUUUGGGAAUUAUGGCAAUAUUGCUUACAUGGUAGCGGUCCUUCCUAUGUGUUAUUUUAUGGAUGUGAAAGGCCUGCGUGUAUCCUUGCUCAUGUGCAGUUUUCUAAUAAUGGCUGGUACAGUGGGUAGAUGUGUGAGCCUUGAACCAGUACCAGCUUCUUGGUUGGCUAAUAUAUGCGCAGUGCUUAACGGCGUCGGAGGUACAGUACCGUUCGCAGGAUCAGCAGCUGUUUCAUCCAUCUGGUUCCCGUCAGAUCAACGUGCCACAGCAACAGCUAUCGUGUCAUUUUGCAACUAUGUCGGAUUUGCAUUGUCUUUUAUCUUAGGACCACAUGUUGUUUCUAGUCCACAGUACAGUAACUUCAACUCCACAUCAAACACAACGAACACUUUCUGGGUCUCUGAAAAUGACAACAGUACACACAAAGAAGUAACAAACAGAUCUACACUUGAGAUUGAUAUACGGCAUUACUUAUAUAUACAGGCGAGUGUUGGGGUGUUGUUCUUUGUUUUGGUGCUGAUUUACUUUCCGGACAAACCUCCUAAGCCCCCUAGCUCCUCGGCAUCUCUUAAACGUACAGAUUAUCUGAAAGGACUUUCACAACUGGUAUGCAACGGUUCUGUUUGGUUGAUUGUACUUGCAUGUGCUGUACCAACUGGUGUUCUACAAGUUUGGCAGUCGCUCCUUGUUGUUAACCUUAAACCUCUCAGUAUAUCCCAGAACACAGCAGGGUAUAUGGGAUUCUGGCAGACAUUAUCCGGUUGCUUCGCGGGACUUGUCAUAGCCAGAUUUUCAGAUAUGUUUAUGAAGAGGAUGAAAUUAUUUCUAAUUUCGUUGUUUAUAGGGGCUGUAGCCUCCUCAGCAUGGUUCUUUGUGUUAUGGAAACAAUAUAUUCCUUUAAAUUUGAUCUCAAUGUACACUGCCUGUAUACUUAUUGGUAUAUUUAUCAAUGGUGGUAUACCUCUAUUCUUCGAGAUCGCCUGUGAGGCGAGUUACCCUGUUGCCGAGGGCGUCACCGGGGGACUACUCACACUGCUCAAUAAUAUCGUCGGCAUCUGCUUUCUCUGCGUUCUGUUGAUACCAAAUAUUGGUCGCACCUGGAUGAACGAAGCGCUGCUAGGGUCAACUGUUGUCGCAUUACCAUUGCUCAUCAUUUACCCCGAGAGGUACAGACGCACAGAUCUCGAUAUCACCAUAGACGUUAGUCCAUCAAAGGGCGAUCUUCAAACUAGUGAGAAAGAUGUGGACAUUAUUCAAGACAAUAGCUGACCAAAAUAUCAACAACGCUCAAUAAUGGUUGUCUCUGAUGAUUAAACAAUCGGACUGUUAGUGAAGUCUGAUAUAAAUCUAUGAGGCAGCUGGCGGUUUGCUUGAAUGCUACUGCCAUGAAAUAUUACUUGAAGCACAAACAUUGUAGUUACUAAUGAAUAUAUUAUGACUGAAGUAAAGAAAAAAAUGUAUUUUUGUCAAAACUCGUUUUGGUACUCAUUUCUAUUUUCACUAUAUCAUAUCGAAAAUUUUGCUUGAAUACUUUUCUUACAACCUUGGUUAAUAGAAUUCUGCUUAGGGGGCGUGAGAGGUAUUGCUCCUUACAGUGCUUCUCAUAAACAGCCACAAUCAAACCGAGUCUGUCAUUAUUGUGCUUCCAAAAGAUCUCUUUACAGAUUUUAUUAUAAAUGUAAACUUGCAGUUUGUAUUGAAUGUAUCCUAAUACCGCGCCUACCAGUACGGU